This is a messenger RNA of Daldinia caldariorum, 2995 nucleotides long. Its product is annotated as Sec1-like protein. Gene Ontology annotation, biological process: intracellular protein transport; endoplasmic reticulum to Golgi vesicle-mediated transport. The transcript is spliced from 5 exons. The record is from RefSeq and is a predicted model, not a curated record. Gene Ontology annotation, molecular function: syntaxin binding. Bases 502 to 2646 code for a protein of 714 amino acids. Gene Ontology annotation, cellular component: cytosol; Golgi membrane. Lineage: Eukaryota; Fungi; Ascomycota; Sordariomycetes; Xylariales; Hypoxylaceae.
GGUUCUUCUCUAUAAUUCAAUAACCUCGAUGUCAAAGUUACCUACCUAGGUACCUACAUCCAUCUCAACAUUAACACCAAUCUCUUCCAAGUUCAAUACAGGCUUCUAAUAACAUUGAAUCUUUGAGACCUGGUAAUACCUAUUUACAUGCUAUAAACUGGACGAAGCGCCCUAAAGCUAAAUACGAGUGACGACUUGGAAGAAUAAUAUCUUGGCAUAUUCCAUAAGUUAAGCGGCGAAGUACACGACACUCUUUACAAUUGCUUCAUUCCGCUUACACUUGCGUACUCAUACACAUCCACAUUCACACACAUCUUCCUCUACAUAUCUUAAGGCUUAUGUACAUACAUGCAUGAAUUGGAAGACGCCGAUAAGUAGUACAUCCUCUUCUGCGACACUGCGCAAGCGUCAAACAUAGCAACACGGCGCAAACCCUGCUGUGAAUAAAACACACUUUCCCGAGAUACUUCAUAGCUAGGUACCCAACAUAUUGUUGACCUUAUGGCGGGAGUUAAAGGGAAUUCGCUACGCGAUCGUCAAAUUGCAUCGUUAAAGAAGAUCCUCAACCUGAACGAGGCUAUCGACCAAAAAGAUGAAGACGAGUCGCAUGCCAACGGUCUAGCCCCGUCCGGUUCUAUAUUAACCGCUAAUGGAGAGCCCGUGUGGAAAGUCCUCGUCUUCGACGACCUUGGUCGCGACGUCAUCAGCAGCGUCAUGAGAGUAAACGAUUUGCGAUCCAUGGGCGUCACCAUGCACAUGCAUAUAGCCGCGUCUCGGCAUCCUAUCCCCGACGUUCCCGUCAUCUACCUCGUCGAGCCGAGCCCGAAGAACUUAGAAGACAUAACGAGCGAUCUACAAAAAGGCCUCUACUCCCCCGCCUAUAUCAACUUCCUCUCCUCCAUCCCCCGCCCCCUCCUUGAGGACUUCGCAUCGCAAACCGCAGCUGCAGGCACCGCGGAACACAUUGCUCAACUAUUCGACCAAUACCUUAAUUUCAUUGUCGCGGAACCAGAUCUAUUCAGCUUAGGGAUGCAGAAGGAGCACACGUAUUGGGCAUUGAAUAGCGCAAAAACCAAAGACGAGGAAUUAGAUCAUGUCGUUGACAGGAUAGUCAGUGGUUUAUUCAGCGUUGCUGUGACUAUGGGGGUUAUUCCAGUUAUACGAUGUCCUAAAGGCGCUGCUGCGGAGAUGAUUGCCGGCAAGCUUGAUCGAAAGCUUCGCGAUCAUAUUCUCAACUCUAAAGACAACCUUUUCUCUUCUAAUACCCGUCCCGCCUCGUCUGCAGGCACCGCCGCUUCUCGCCCUGUUCUUAUCAUUCUUGAUCGGAAUGUUGAUUUAAACCCUAUGCUCUCGCAUUCCUGGACUUACCAGUCGCUCGUACAUGACGUUCUUAACAUGAAGCUCAACAGGAUCACUAUCGAGACGCCUAUAGACGAAGAUAAUCCAGCGAAGGGGGUGACGAAAAAGGCUUACGACCUGACCGCUACAGAUUUUUUCUGGGAGAAGAACUCCGGUGUACCCUUCCCCCAAGUCGCAGAGGAUAUCGAUGCCGAAUUGAUGCGGUACAAAGAAGAUGCGCAAGAGAUUACCAAAAAGACGGGCGCAUCAUCUAUAGAAGAUUUGCAAAACGACACUAGCGCGAGUGCUCAGCAUCUGAAAGCAGCGAUAACAUUACUGCCAGAGUUGAGGGAGCGGAAAGCUGUGUUAGAUAUGCACAUGAACAUCCUUGCUUCGGUUUUAAGGGGUAUAAAAGACCGCCAACUCGAUAAUUAUUUUCAGAUGGAGGAAAAUGUCAUGAAGCAAACUAAAGCCCAAAUAUUGGAGGUUAUCAAGGAUAACGACAAGGGCAAAGAUCCUCUGGACAAGCUCCGCUUGUUCAUAAUCUGGUUCUUGAGUACAGAACAGGAAGUCAGCCGAGCAGAUUGGACCCAAUUCGAGGAAGCUCUCACGGCAGCAGGAGUAGACACUACUUGUCUUGCCUAUAUCCGACAGGUUCGGGCCACAACGAAAAUGACCCAAUUGACAACUAUCGGUCCAUCUCAGCCCUCAGCUGCGCAGUCCGGCUCGACUGAUCUGUUCGGCCGCUUUUCUUCUCUCUCGAGCCGCUUAACUGACCGAUUAAAAGAGACCGGUGUUGGCGUCCCGACAAAUCUUGCUUCCAACUUUGACUCCCUAAUAGGUGGCAUCAAAAACUUCCUACCAGCUAAUCGCGAUCUAACUAUUACCAAAAUCGUCGAGUCGAUCAUGGACCCCCAAGCUGCCUCAACAUCCGCUAUAGCCAAGACCGAAAAUUACCUGUACUUCGACCCACGAAGCGCAAAUGCACGAGGUAGCAUGCCCCCGCCAAGCGCAAUGCGAUCAGGCGCAGCAGGGAGCACGCCUGGAUCCCUGCCUAGCGGUCCGGGAGUUCAAGGUCCUGGAACUGGUGCCAGCUUCGGGCAACGUCGACAAGGGUACACAGAGGCCGUCGUUUUUACGGUUGGCGGCGGCAGCAUGGACGAGUACGGUAACUUACAGGAGUGGGUGCAACGGACAGGCGAGGGCGGCCGCGCCAAGAAGAGAGUCGUGUACGGUAGCACGGAGCUCCUAAACGCCCACGAGUUCAUCAAGGAAGAACUGGAAAGACUAGGACGCGAGGUCCCGUAGUAUGUACUCAGGAUAGAAGAGGUCCCAGGAUACGGGGAUCCCGAAAAAAAAAAAAGGGGUAGACGAAUUAAUAAAUACAAGAAAUACAGCCUCAACUUGUUGUCGCUUGUAGCCCGAAGUUUGUCCGAUAUUGCUGGAUCCGUGUAUCUGUAUCUGUAUCUGUAUUUGUAUCAUUCAACAGUGUAAUCUGUAAGCUGUUUACGUCGGCAAGAGUCAAAACAAGUUAACUUUCGCUUUUAUUGUGAUGUAUCUUCUGACACCUCGCUACCUAGGUGCCUAGCCUUGCUUCGAGUUGGCAUUCGAGAGGCUUAUAUCGUCCCGUCUCGGAUAAUUUCGAACAGACACGUAU